This is a messenger RNA of Chlorocebus sabaeus (green monkey), 1568 nucleotides long. RefSeq names its product nuclear receptor subfamily 2 group E member 3 (gene NR2E3). NCBI's taxonomy places the organism in Eukaryota, Metazoa, Chordata, Mammalia, Primates, Cercopithecidae. Gene Ontology annotation, molecular function: zinc ion binding; sequence-specific DNA binding; DNA-binding transcription factor activity. The record is from RefSeq and is a predicted model, not a curated record. Gene Ontology annotation, biological process: regulation of DNA-templated transcription.
AGGGGGCUGCCACGGAGAGGUAGGAGCAGAGAGAGAAGAGAGACAGGGGCAGAGAGACAGAGGUUCAUGGACUGAGGUAGAGGCUGGGCCCGGCUCAGCAACCCAGGCCUCCCACAGGCAGGCAGAGGCUGCCCUGGAACCCACCAAGACCAGACCAACAGCUCUGAUGAGCUCCACGGUGGCUGCAGCUGCGCCUGCAGCUGGGGCUGCCUCCAGAAAGGAGUCUCCAGGCAGGUGGGGCCUGGGGGAGGAUCCAACAGGCGUGAGCCCCUCGCUCCAGUGCCGCGUGUGCGGAGACAGCAGCAGCGGGAAGCACUACGGCAUCUAUGCCUGCAACGGCUGCAGUGGCUUCUUCAAGAGGAGCGUGCGGCGGAGGCUCAUCUACAGGUGCCAGGUAGGGGCAGGGAUGUGCCCUGUGGACAAGGCGCAUCGCAACCAGUGCCAGGCCUGCCGGCUGAAGAAGUGCCUGCAGGCGGGCAUGAACCAGGACGCUGUGCAGAACGAGCGCCAGCCCCGAAGCACAGCCCAGGUCCGCCUGGACAGCGUGGAGUCCAACACGGAGCCCCGGCCGGAGCCCCUGGUGGCUCCCCCGACCCCGGCAGGGCCCAGCCCACGGGGCCCCACGCCCAUGUCUGCAGCCAGAGUCCUGGGCCACCACUUCAUGGCCAGCCUUAUAACAGCUGAAACCUGUGCUAAGCUGGAGCCAGAGGAUGCUGAUGAGAAUAUUGAUGUCACCAGCAAUGACCCCGAGUUCCCCUGCUCUCCAUACUCUUCUUCCUCCCCCUGCGGCCUGGACAGCAUCCAUGAAACCUCAGCUCGCCUGCUCUUCAUGGCCAUCAAGUGGGCCAAGAACCUGCCUGUGUUCUCCAGCCUGCCCUUCCGGGAUCAGGUGAUCCUGCUGGAAGAGGCAUGGAGUGAACUUUUCCUCCUCGGGGCCAUCCAGUGGUCUCUGCCUCUGGACAGCUGUCCUCUGCUGGCACCGCCUGAGGCCUCUGCUGCUGGUGGUGCCCAGGGCCGACUCACACUGGCCAGCAUGGAGACGCGUGUCCUGCGGGAAACUAUCUCUCGGUUCCGGGCGUUGGCGGUGGACCCCACGGAGUUCGCCUGCAUGAAGGCCCUGGUCCUCUUCAAGCCAGAGACGCGGGGCCUGAAGGAUCCUGAGCAUGUAGAGGCCUUGCAGGACCAGUCCCAAGUGAUGCUGAGCCAGCACAGCAAGGCCCACCACCCCAGCCAGCCCGUGAGGUUUGGGAAAUUGCUCCUGCUCCUCCCGUCUUUGAGGUUUAUCACUGCGGAACGCAUCGAGCUCCUCUUUUUCCGCAAGACCAUAGGGAACACUCCAAUGGAGAAGCUCCUUUGUGAUAUGUUCAAAAACUAGUGGGGGUGGAGGUGAAAUGUUUCCAAGCACUCUGGAAAACAAUCUACUGAAACGAAACAUUUGCCUACUCUUUGCCCCAGAAAUUCCUCGUAGGUGUGUGUACCCAGCAGAGAUGCCCACUGAAAGAUAUUGUAAGAAUAUUCAUAGCAGCUUUAUUCAUAAUAGCCCGAAACUAUACGUCGAUGGUAGGAUG